AUGGGCGGGUAUAGCCAGAGGCCGCAGCCAGACUCGCGUGGGCGCAGUGGGACCGGAAAAGGGCUGAGGGCGGAGGAGGAGGGGAACAGCCAACCAUCAAUCACGUGCGCGAAGCACACUGCCUGCUACCUGUGCAAUGGCUACUACGGACCUUGUUUUGAGGAACCUAUAUGCACCACUUGCCAUGCAUUCGUUUUUCCAGAAGACUUAAAUUUGUCUGCUCCUGCAGUUAUUAGUAAGAAAACAGACGAUGGAGACUCGGGGAACGAUGAGCCGAAUGACUACGGCACGGAGCAGCGGCAGAGCCAGCAGCAGCAGCAGCAGCCGCCGCCCCCACCACCUCCCCCCAUGCCGGCAUGCUGGCGGCCGGCGGGGUCUCCCCCCCCUCCGCCCCGGCGACACAACCGGCUGGCGGAGCAGGUAGACAAGCUGAGCGCGUCCCCUCGCGAGCCGGACGACUACGGCACGGAGCGCCAACAGCAAACGCCCCUCGUGCCGGCGUACCGGCGACAGGCGGGGUCUCCGCCCCGGCGGCACAACCGCCUGACGGAGCAGAUCCUCAAGCUGAGCACCCCCCGUGAGCCGGACAGACCAGGCUCCGGGAUGAUCGCCAGCCUUCCGCCCGAGGUGCUGCUGGUGGUGUUCUCGUACCUGGACGACCUCUCGCUGUGGAGCGUGGGCAACGUGUGCCGGCGCUGGAACCGGCUGCUGCGAACCCACGUCAGCGCGGAGCAGUGGCGGGGGUACACCAACAACCGCUGGCCGCUGUUCCGGCCGCUCUGCUUCGUCAGGGACUGGUUCAAGGUCUACACGCAGCUGGUAGAAAGUUGUCCAUGCAAAACCUGCCUGCAGCAGAUGGCAUUGCAGCAGAUACCAGCGGGCGAAGAGAACACUUGGAGGAAAAUUCGCUUGAGGAACGAGUUAAAAGUUGUCGCAGGUCCGCGGAGCGACCCGCCGGAGGGCAUCGAGGCAGUUCCCCUGGACGAGAACUACUGCCACUGGCAGGCGACCAUCACGGGCCCCGUGGGCAGCCCCUACGAGGGCGGCCUCUUCUUCCUGUACAUCCAGGUGCCCUACUCGUACCCGCUGUCGCCGCCCGUCGUGCGCUUCCUCACCCGUAUCUUCCACCCGAACGUGUCGCGGCACGGCGACGUGGGGAUCGACUCCCUCCAUCACAACUGGAGCCUGGCGCUCACCAUCUCCAAGGUCGUCAUCUCGGUGCAGAGCCUGCUCACCGACCCUUACUGCAAGGUGUGCAUGGAACCAGAAGUUGGCAAGCUGUACAUGGAGGAUCGUUGUAAAUUCAACAGCAUGGCCAGGGUGUGGACUUGGCGCUAUGCUAUGAUUGACAUCUUGCAGCCUCUGUAGAGGUGUUUAACUCAUUUCUUCUUAUAAAGAUAGUUAAGGGGGUGCCUCCCAUUUCAGGUCAUGAUUUUAUAUUUAUAUUAAUCACUGAUCAACUUUUAGACUUUUUCAAUUGUUUAACUUUCACGUAAUGAAAAAUAUAUACAGCACAUACAUUUUGCAUAAUUAGCUGCUAAAGUUACAUUUUUGACUUUUUUGGGUUGUACAAAUAAAGAGAAUUUAAUUUAUUGCAGAACUGAAACUUUUUAGGUUUAACUGCAAUGCCACUGGCUACUUCAUGAUAUGGUUUGCAUUUCUAUCACAGAAACUCAUUUCAUGUUUCUUGGCUGUCAAAAUCGUAACAAAUUUGAGAAUUUUGAAAUGCCAGGUAAAAUUAAUUAAUAUUUUCAAAAUAAGUCUACAAGUUUAUCUGUAAUUUCUGUAAAUAUAAAAUCUUGACCUGAAAUGGGAGGCACCCCCUUAAGGAGAACUGAGACACAAAAUAGGUACCUAAUGGUGUUCAGAAGAAUGCCUAUACAAUUUAAUAAGUUUUUUUUUGUACACAAAAAAAAGUGUUUUACAAUUAUUUCUGUUUUCAUUGUGUAAUACAGGUUCCAUAUUAUCUGUGCAGUGUGGAUGGAUUUACUCACUUUCUUGGAAUUGGAAGCAUAUGUGGAAUUAUUUGAAUUUCAGUUCUCAAUGUGUCGUCAGUAAGCAAUGUGAUCAGCUUUUCCCUUCCAUGUAUUGUACAUUCCUUAUGUUUGUCUUGUUUGAGAAUAAAGUUUGAGAAAAGGUA
Molecule: messenger RNA, 2140 nt
Organism: Bacillus rossius redtenbacheri
Lineage: Eukaryota; Metazoa; Arthropoda; Insecta; Phasmatodea; Bacillidae
Gene: morgue
Exons: 8
Coding region: 1-1368 (455 amino acids)
Molecular function (GO): protein binding
Source: RefSeq, a predicted model, not a curated record